Messenger RNA from Haliotis rubra (blacklip abalone), 2297 nucleotides. RefSeq names its product endoglucanase 4-like. Lineage: Eukaryota; Metazoa; Mollusca; Gastropoda; Lepetellida; Haliotidae. Gene Ontology annotation, molecular function: polysaccharide binding; hydrolase activity, hydrolyzing O-glycosyl compounds. Gene Ontology annotation, biological process: carbohydrate metabolic process. The transcript is spliced from 14 exons. Bases 105 to 2264 code for a protein of 719 amino acids. The record is from RefSeq and is a predicted model, not a curated record.
GAAGUGUGUCCGUCUUAUCAGAGGUGACACCUUUAAUUAGAUUGAUAAAUAAAAAUCGCAAACGUGUGUAGCAUAUGACAUGACCGACGGCAUUCACAGUUAACAUGUUUGUCUUGGUGCUGCUGGCGACAUUUGUCGCCCUUUCAGUGAGUGAUCUUAACGUAAACAUCGGCAACCACUGGCCCGGGGGGUUCCAGGUUCGAGCCUGCAUACCUAUCACUACAGAGCUGCACACGUGGAAAGUCCACGUCAAGUUUGACCAGGCUGUCGAAGGCCUUGAGACGGGUACUGCAGAUGUCCAUAUGAUGGACGGGGGGAUGGAGUUUGUCCUCUCCAACAAACAAUGGAAUGCCAAUGAACAUGUAGGAGAUAAACUUUGUUUGGACUUAGUGGCCAAAACUACUGGGGACAUUCAGCCUAAAGUGACGAUGUCUGUAGAAGGGAUGAACAGCACAGGGACCAUAGGAAACCCUUCUAACAACAACAAUAACAACAACAACCAGCAGACUGCUGCAACACCGGGUGUCACAGUGACUGUCCCAAUAUCUACGAAUGUCAGUACAGGUAUUGGUGGUGGGGAAGAGAUCACUACAAACAACAUGCAGAUCUACAAUGACUGGGGGAACAGGUUUGAAGCCGAGUUUUCCUUCACUGCUACUGAAAACAUAGAAGGUUGGGAGGUGGCCAUUAACUUCUCAGAGCCGGUUGAUAAACUGGACCUGUGGGUAGCCGAUGUGUACAAAAAGUCUGCGGAUGGCAAAAACUGGGUGGUCAUCAAUAAGCAAGACAGGGUAUUCUACUCAAAGGGGGAAACUGUGAAACUCCGCUUCUUUGGCAACACACAGGCGUCGUCCGCUCCAACUGCUGUCGCAACACUCACCAACCUCGGUCACGACGACAAUGGAUUUCCAAACGUGAAGAACACCGGAGGCACCAAGUACAACUACGAUGAGGUCCUCUACAAGUCCAUUCUGUUCUAUGACGCUCAGAGGUCAGGCAAACUUCCGGCCAACAACCCCAUCCCCUGGAGAGCAGAUUCCGCCCUCGGAGACAAGGGCGAUAAUGGGGAGGACCUCACUGGAGGAUGGUAUGACGCUGGUGACCACGUCAAGUUCAACUUCCCCAUGUCGUGGUCCACCACCAUCCUCACCUGGAGUCUGCUGCAGUGGAAGGAGGCGUAUGUGGAGUCCGGCCAGUACGACAACAUGCUGGACAGCAUCAAGUGGCCGCUCGACUACCUCCUCAAGUGUCACACAGCGAAGGACGAACUCUAUGUACAGGUUGGAAACGGAGGGGCAGACCACAGUUUCUGGGGCCGACCGGAAGACAUGAAAAUGGCCAGACCCGCGUUUAAGAUCACUCCUUCAAAACCCGGAAGUGACGUAGCUGGACAAACAGCAGCUGCCUUUGCCGCAGGAUCAAUGGCAUUUAAGGACAAAGACGCAAACUACUCCACGACACUGUUGGACCACGCUGUACAGCUGUAUGACUUCGCCAUGGCCAACAAGGGUCGAUACAGCCAGAGUGUUCCAGCAGCCGCCCAGUUUUAUCCGUCCACGAACAACACUGACGAGCAUGCCUGGGCCGGACUAUGGCUGUAUCAGGCGACUGGAGACCCUAAAUAUCUGACUGAGGCCGAGAAAUAUCACCAGCCUGGCGAGGCGUGGGGCAUGAGUUGGGACGACAACCAGGCGGCCAACAAUGUUCUGUUCUACAAGCUGACCCGUAAAGACAUCUACAAACAGGACCUGGAGGACACGUUCGAGAAGUACUGGUUCCCUAAUCAGGUCAUUAAGUACACACCUCAAGGGCUGGCAUGGAGGCUGCAGUGGGGAUCUCUCAGAUAUGCAUCCAACAUGGCGUUAGCAGCUCUGAUGGCUGCAGAGGCAGGAGUGAACCCUGACAAGUACCGAGAGUGGGCCAUGAGUCAGAUCCACUAUGCUCUGGGAGACACUGGAUUCAGCUAUCUCAUUGGGUUCGGCAAGAACUACCCACACAGUCCCCAUCACAGAUCAAGCUCCUGUCCCUGGCCACCGGCUCCUUGUGGACCCCAGGUGAUGUCCAGCCACGCCCCUAAUGUCCACACUCUGUACGGUGCCCUGGUCGGAGGGCCAGAUGACAGUGACGGCUACAAGGACGACCGAUCCAACUACGUCAAUAACGAGGUGGCCUGUGACUACAACGCCGGCUUCCAAGCCGCUGUGGCAGGGCUGAGGUCCCUGGUCACAAGAAAGGUUCAUCCAGAACAGCUGACGAAGCCCUAAAUUGAAUAUUCGUAAUAAACUGAACUGAAUGCA